Messenger RNA from Andrographis paniculata, 533 nucleotides. RefSeq names its product nodulin-related protein 1-like. The record is from RefSeq and is a predicted model, not a curated record. The transcript has a single exon. Bases 1 to 336 code for a protein of 111 amino acids. Gene Ontology annotation, biological process: response to heat; regulation of abscisic acid biosynthetic process. NCBI's taxonomy places the organism in Eukaryota, Viridiplantae, Streptophyta, Magnoliopsida, Lamiales, Acanthaceae.
AUGCCGCUCUCUGCACAAACAAACUUGUCAAUUCAAUUCAAUUCUCCAUCAAUCAUGGAUGCCAGGGCCACCACCACCACCACCACUACCGCAGAGCCACAACCGUCCAAAUCAGACCUCAUCCUCCACAGCGCCGAGGUGCUCGCAGACGCCGCCCAAUGUCAGCUCCGCCGCGAACCUGACAAAUACGACAAAGACGAGGUAGCCAGAGCCACCGACGAUCUCCUCAAGGCAGCCGCCGAGUACGGAAAGCUCGACGGCAACAAAGGAAUGGCCAAAUACGUCGACAAAGCCGAGGACUAUCUCCGCCGCUGCAAAACUCCACACUCUGCCUAACCUAACAGAGAACAACACAGAGAAAAGUGGUACAGAUUUAUAUUAUUCGCAAUAAAGAAAAAACACAGGCUGCGAAUUUCUUAUUUCUUAUUUUAAUUAGAGCUUGAGGAGACUGAAGAAUUUCUCUGAAUAAAUACAUAUAUUUUGUGCAAAUGUGAAUGUGUUCUACAUAAAUAUAAUGUUGGCAUUGAUUAUUA